AUGAUUCUAGACGCCGUAGUGGUGAGAAGUGAAAGUUCAUUACCACAACAGGAUUGUUGGCUACUCUACGAAAAAUACGCUGAUUCCUUACCGAUAGCUAAUGAAAUAAGAAGAAAAAGCCCUGCUCCACCGUACGAACCCUGUGAAUUUCCACAGCAGAGAAGAAAGCACAGAUUUGAGACUGUAAAAGAAGUUUGGCAUCAGUUUGCUUCCCGAUGUUAUCAAUUUCUUCAAGCAGUGAAGAAAAUCGUGCUGUCUGAGGAAGCAACUAUCAUACUAGUAUUUCUUUGCCUAAUUCUUCUCUUAAUUUUUAUUUAUUGUUUUAUGAAGGUGCUUAAAAGAGAUAUCUGUAGCUAA
Molecule: messenger RNA, 357 nt
Organism: Torulaspora globosa
Lineage: Eukaryota; Fungi; Ascomycota; Saccharomycetes; Saccharomycetales; Saccharomycetaceae
Exons: 1
Coding region: 1-357 (118 amino acids)
Source: RefSeq, a predicted model, not a curated record